Messenger RNA from Nezara viridula (southern green stink bug), 3148 nucleotides. NCBI's taxonomy places the organism in Eukaryota, Metazoa, Arthropoda, Insecta, Hemiptera, Pentatomidae. The record is from the annotation of a GenBank genome assembly.
CCAGGUUAGAUGGUUUAUGUUUAUGAUUUAGUUUGUCGUUGAUGUUAUAUUUCUUAUUGUUUCAUUGUAAAAUUGUUAUAUCAAAUAAGUAAAACGUAUUAGUUUUUGGUGAGGUAAAUUAUGUGAAAUAGUUUAUUUAUUAAUUGUAUUUAAAUUCAAAAUGUUCCGAAAUUACUUAGCUAACACUAAAGAAGACGACAAUGGAACUGAAAAUUGGUCAUAUCCUGCUGGUUAUGAAAGAUUUAAUUCAGCGAACAUACCAAGAGGUCGUUUGGGAAAAAGAAGAACUAUUAACCCGUCAACUGAAAUAAAGAGAAGUACUUUAAAUGGAGUAUCUUCAGAAAACAGAAGUGAUAGAGGUGACUUAAAAAACUUUGGUAGUAAGACAUCAUGUUUAACCCAUCCAGUGAAUUCUUUUUUAACGCCGAAUUACAAGAAAAUAGAUAAUGGGCUGGAAAGAAAUUGUGAUGGAAGUAUUGAGAAUAGACCCCUUGAUUUUAAUGUUGGAAAUUCAAAUUCUUAUAGAAUUCCUGGCUCAUAUCCUUUACAAGAAGUCAAUAAUAUUAUUAAUGACAAUAAAAUUUUGGGUAUUGACAAACUAUCAAACAUAUCAGGUCCACUACACCAAGAUCCGCAACAGUCAGAUGUUAAAGUAACUCAAAAUAAUAGUUAUGAAGAUGAAAAAGGACAGAGGAUUGCACACAAUUUUUCUUCAGAAGAAUGCACACAGCAUUAUACUUUGUCAUCCAAUAAUGGUACUGUAUUUAGUGACUCAUCCCAAUCUGAACUUUGUAAUAAUUCCAGCUUUAUGACAGCACAUGAUUAUAAUUUUGAGAAAAACCAAAGCUACCAUCAUGACUACAUGAAAACUCCUGGAAAAGGAUAUGGUUUGUUUGACAUGGUUACUUCUCCUUUAGUUUCCCUUUCAGGAAAUACUGAUGAUGAUAAUGACAGCCUUCGAAAGUUUUUAGUAAAAACGCCUGCAAUAGGGCGUUAUGACCCUUUAAAUACACCUUACAGAUCCCAAAUAAAACAUGAUUUAUUUACACCUUUUAAAAGUAAAAUCCAUACUCCUAGAAAUGAUAAGCAACUAGAUAGUGUAUCUGAAAAGAAUGUUGAAUUUGAACGAUCUGAAGAUAGUAGUCAAGAAUUUGUAUCGAGGUUAGAAGAUAGUUUAAGAACUGAUUGCAGUAUUAAUUCAGGUAAAAAAUUAUGUUGUAGUGAUAAUAAUGAUAAAAUAGAGACUUCAGCUUUAAUUGUAGGAAUGAAUUCAACUCCUUUACCUAUCGCUAAUGAUUUUAAAAGGAAAAAUAUUUCUGAGUUGAACAAACAACCACCUUCAGUUGAAAAAUUAGUGAAAAGACAAAUAUUUGAAGGUCUUGGUUGGACAUUGCCACAUUCAUCAUUUGCAAUUCAAUCUCCUAUUAAAGAAACACCUUCAACUGUUGUUAAGAAGAAUAUUGAUCCAAAAAAUGAUUUAUUACCGAUCAUUGGACCUGAAUUUCAACCAAUGUUUGAUAUUUUGAAUCAACCUUUAUGUUUGAAUAAAGUAAGUACGGAUUCUUUGUUACAGUCCAAAUCAUUUGAUCAUAAGACUGAAAAUCAAUCACAAGAUUCUAAAUCUAUUUCAUCUAUUGACAAUAAAGUCACCUAUUCCAGUGAAGGAUCUCUUGCUCAGGAAGAUGUUACCAUGAGAUCUCCAAUUAUAGAAGAACCAAUAAAUCUUCCCAUUCAUAAUAAUGUAAAUAAUACAUGUAAAUUAAAUGAUUGUUCUGACGAACCAGAUUCCAGUACACCACGUCUGAAACACUCUUCAACGACAGAUAAUACUAUGAAAUCAUCAUCAAAUAAUGUCUUACUAAAUGAAAAUGAAUGUACUGUUGUUAUGCAUCCUAAAGACGAACGGAAAAAUGAAAAGAUGGAAUCCAAUGAAACUAUCAUCUUGAAGCAGUCAAGUCCACCUAAAGUCCCUGACAAAAAAUCAACAAUUGAGGGCCUAAAUAAUAGGAAACCAGAUACAAAAACCAAACCCGAAUGUUUCAUUGAAAAUCCUAUAUUUGCAUGUCAAAGGCAGAUAAUGAGAUCACCUCAAGCUAAUAUUACUGUUAAUGAGAAGCCGUAUACUGUACUGAGUAUGCUUGGAAGAGGUGGUUCUAGCGAAGUCUAUCUGGUUUUGGAUCCAAAUAGUUCAAAAUUGAUGGCCUUGAAAGUUGUUAACCUGUCGUCAGUUGAAGAUGCAGUUGCCAAAGGUUAUCUAAAUGAAAUUGAAGUAUUAUCAAAAUUACAAGGCUGUCCUAGUGUGAUCAAAAUGUUUGAUCAUGAAUAUAUUUCUGAAAGUAAAAUACUUUAUGUAUUAAUGGAAAAGGGAGAUACUGAUUUUUCAAGACUUAUGAAAGAUAUAACCAAAACAAAGAAAAUAUCGAUGUCUAUGAUAACAUAUUAUUGGACAGAAAUGUUAAAUGCAGUUAAAGAUAUUCAUGAUAAAGGUAUCAUACAUUCUGACUUAAAACCAGCCAAUUUUCUCUUAGUAUCCGGUAGGCUGAAACUAAUUGAUUUUGGGAUCGCAUCUUCUUUGCAAGGGGACAUGACAAGUGUACUAAAAGAUGUCACCACUGGCACUUUCAAUUACAUGAGUCCUGAAGCUAUUCGGAACUCAGGAGAAACAAGGGGCUACAAGAUUAACUACAAAUCAGAUAUAUGGUCAUUAGGAUGUAUACUAUAUAAUUUGCUUUAUGGACGCACACCUUUUUCACAUUUGACAAACACCUGGACUAAGUUGCAAGCAAUAGCAGAUCCGGAAUCCGCUGUAAGCUUUCCUUCUGGGUCAGCUGCCCCUCCCCAUCUUCUACUCUCUGUCAGGUGGGCAUUAACUAAAGAUCCUAAAGACCGACCAACUGCAGAGGAAUUACUUAGAUUGGCUGAAUUUACACCUGGCCCUGAAACUCAGUUAGGGAGGCAAAUUUCUGCUCUUCUCGGCGAAUAUUUAUUACAGAUGUUCCCCAAUUGUCGAGUAAGAUUAGAAAAUCCAAAAGAUAAAAAACAACAAAAUAGUCUUCAGUGAAAAGUCUAGUAUUAUUUUUAAUUGUAUAUAUUAUUGUACCAUAUUCGAAAAGAUUUUAUUAUAUAGUGAAAUAUCUUUUAAAUCAAC